AUGGAACGGGGGAGAGGAGGAGGAGGCGGCGGCGGAGGAAGGACCCUGGGCGGCUCGGGCCUGCACCGGAGCGUUUACGCGCAGCCCCAGCAGCAGUACCACUACGCCGCCUCGUCGCCGGGGGGCUGCAUGGAGAUCCAGGAGCUGGCCUCCAAGCGGGUGGACAUCCAGAAGAAGCGCUUUUACCUGGACGUGAAGCAGAGCUCCCGCGGGCGCUUCCUGAAGAUCGCCGAGGUGUGGAUCGGACGCGGCCGGCAAGACAACAUCAGGAAGAGCAAGCUGACGCUGUCGCUGUCGGUGGCCGCCGAGCUCAAGGAGUGUCUGGGCGACUUCAUCGAGCACUACGCGCACCUGGGCCUCAGGGGCGGCCACGGGCAGCGGCAGGAGGCCGGCGAGGCCAAGGAGCCGGCGCCGCGGAGGCGGCCGCAGCCCCAGCCGCCGCCGCCGCCGUCGCCGCCGGGCUCGCUGGGCUCCGAGGAGCCGCCGCACAGCGUCCUCAAGACGGAGUACAUCGAGCGGGACAACAGGAAGUACUACCUGGACCUCAAGGAGAACCAGCGGGGCCGCUUCUUGCGCAUCCGGCAGACCGUGAGCCGAGGGCCCGGCAUGAUCGGCUACUUCGGGCACAGCCUGGGGCAGGAGCAGACUAUCGUGCUGCCGGCGCAAGGCAUGAUCGAGUUCAGGGAUGCUUUGGUGCAGCUCAUCGAAGAGUACGGCGACGGGGACAUGGAGGAGCGCCGCGGCGGCGGCGACGAGCCCGCCGAGCUGCCCGAAGGCACCUCCUUCCGCGUGGACAACAAGCGGUUCUACUUCGAUGUGGGAUCCAACAGGUAUGGCAUUUUUCUGAAGGUAAGUGAGGUGAGGCCGCCGUACCGUAACACCAUCACGGUGCCCUACAAGGCGUGGACCAGGUUUGGGGAGAAUUUUAUCAAGUACGAAGAAGAGAUGAGGAGGAUUUACAACAGCCAUAAAGAAAAGAGGAUGGAUGUCAGAGGGGACAGUGGCGAAGAGCAAGAGGGUCUCGAAUAGAGUGCAUUGAACUGGCCAUCUGGCAAAAUUUAAAAAAGUGAAAUAAUAAAAGGGGAAAAAAAAGCAGAAAUUGGUGAGAGGGACUGAUCUAAAGUAAUU
Nothoprocta perdicaria is the source of this 1128-nucleotide messenger RNA. It is a transcript of the gene PURG, whose product is annotated as purine rich element binding protein G. Gene Ontology annotation, cellular component: nucleus. The record is from RefSeq and is a predicted model, not a curated record. The coding region runs from base 1 to 1029 and encodes 342 amino acids. Lineage: Eukaryota; Metazoa; Chordata; Aves; Tinamiformes; Tinamidae. Gene Ontology annotation, biological process: regulation of transcription by RNA polymerase II. Gene Ontology annotation, molecular function: DNA-binding transcription factor activity, RNA polymerase II-specific; RNA polymerase II transcription regulatory region sequence-specific DNA binding; purine-rich negative regulatory element binding. The transcript has a single exon.